Messenger RNA from Durio zibethinus, 2234 nucleotides. RefSeq names its product WEB family protein At1g12150-like. Lineage: Eukaryota; Viridiplantae; Streptophyta; Magnoliopsida; Malvales; Malvaceae. Gene Ontology annotation, cellular component: cytosol. The record is from RefSeq and is a predicted model, not a curated record. Gene Ontology annotation, biological process: chloroplast avoidance movement; chloroplast accumulation movement.
AUUAGGCAUUUGUCAAUCUCGAUCACUCCAAGGAAGUUUGAGAAACGAUCAAUGCCGGCAACCAGAUCUGAAGUGUUUUAACUGAGACAAAAAUCGCUGGCCUUGUUUUCUACGACAAAGUCUUUGUAAACAAUGUCUAAUGUUUUGUUCUAUGAAACCUCAACUUCACUCUUUUCAAAUCAGCGUUCCUUGGCGUUUCCUUUGCAAAUUCCCUGGCAAUUUAGUUUCCAGCAGUUCCAGAUCCUUCUUAGUUUUUGCUUGAAACACUUUUGGGCAUUUUUCAAAAGGAAAAUAUGGGUGAGAUUGAUACCAAACCUAUUGAACCAGUUCAAGUUGCACGAUCUUUGUUUGGCGGAAAGGGUGAUCAGUUAAAACACCUGUCCAGCAGCAGCGAUUCAGAUGUGGAAAAAGAGAAAGAUAUUGAAAGUCUAGAAAAGGAAUUGGCCAAUUACAGACUGCAAAUGGAAGCAAAGGACCGUGAAUACAUGCAGGCUCUUCUUCAACUAGAACACUACAAGAAAACAACAGAAGAAUUUUCUGUCCUACUCCAUAACUCUGAGCUUGAGAGAGAUAGAUAUAUAGAAGAAUGCAAUGAAGUCAAGAAUCGGAUAGAUGAACUUGAAUCCAAGAUGAAAGGGAUGGUACAUCAGUUGUCAGAAACUGCAAUGAUCCGCGAGCAGCUUUCGCAUGUUUUAAAUGAGCUGAAGGUUACACAAGCUGAUCUACUUACUAUGGAAACUGAACUUGCUGCUGCCAAAGAUUCAGAGCUCAAGGCAAUGACACAAGUGCAAUUGAUGGAAACCUCUGCUAACAUGGAAAAGGAAAAGUCAGAAGAGCCUUUAGGCCGUAUUUUGGAGCUUCAUGAUGCUGUUCUUAUUUCAAAGGUCACUGCCACUGAAGCUGAGAAAGAGAAGUGCAGAAUUGUAUUUGAGAAAGGUGCUGAGUUGGAGUCAUUGAAGGCAACAUCAUUUCAAGCACAAGAACUGAUAGAUCUGAGAAAACAAUUGGAAACAAAAGAAGAACUGGAGAAUCAGCUCCUAACCAAGUCUGCAUAUAUUGAUUCAUUACAGGCAAAACUUGAGCAGGUAACUAAUAUACUUGGUUCAAUAGAGAAUGCUACUUCGGAUGGUGAAAUUGAUCUGAACCAGAUAGAACAAGACUUGGCAUUCAAGGAAAGAAAGAUAUCAGAUCAAGCAUUUUAUAUUGAGGCAUUGGAAACAGAACUGAAUCGCUUAACGCAUGAACUGAAAAAUGCUAAGGAAGUGGCAUGGAACUUGAACCGUACUGUUGGAGCACUUAAAAGUGAUCUUGAGAAGCUAGAAAUUGAGAUGGAUGAAGUUAGAGAAAGAGAGAAUGAUGCACAAGUCGAAAUAUCGAUGUUAAAGUCUGAGCUUCAUGAAGGGAGGUCAAAAAUUGCUGCAGCAGAAACAGCUGAAGCAAGAGCUCAAAGUUUUAAAUCAGGGCUGUAUCUUGCAGUUCAACAGCUAGCAGUUGAAGCAGAAGAAGCCAAGAAGGAAAAUCAGAAGUUGAAACAAGAAGUGGAAGCUGAAGAAUCUGACAACUCUACCUUCAACCAUCAAGAUGAGAAUGAGAAGUCAUCUCAGGGCGCACUAGAUUCGGAUAUUGAUGAUCAAAGAGAUAAGUGUGUUGACAGUAUAACAAUUUCAAUUGAGGAAUACAACUCCUUGAUCCGAAAAGCUGAGAAGGCAGAUCAAAUUUCAAAGUCACUAGAAGAAGACUCUAAACAGCUAACCACAGAGUCAGAAAAUAAGAAUGAAGUUGAACUUUUAAAGAAGGAAUUGGAAGUUGCAAUGGCGAAAAUUGGGUUGUUUAGGAACCGUGCAGAACAAGCUGCUACGAGGGCAGAAGCAGCGGAGAAAGCCAAAGCAACAAUGGAGGAUCAGCUGAGGAUGUGGCAAGAGCAGAAGCAUAGAAGAAAAGCUGCAUUAGCUGCCCUCAGGGAGGAGUCUACGCCUAGACAAUUCAGUCCUCCCACUAUGGAAAAAUUACCUGAAAAAAAUCAGCCACUAGGUAAAGUUCUUAACUUGAAAUUCUAGUCUAAACAAUUUUUCAGUAACUUGGUUUGAUUAUAGAAGUUCUGAGUGAGAACUAUAAGCUCUGAGCUGGCAAUUUUAUAGACUGAAAUUAUCAUAUUGGUCUAUUUGCAUGAAAGAUCUUAUAUUAAUAAUAGUAAAUGUGGUGUGGCAUUGAUGUUCAUAUAUAUUCUUCACGUU